AUGGCUUCAACCUUCGACCUCUCUGCGCUUUCGAGCUCUCUCCUGUUCCGUAACCUAGCCAUCCCGGGUCUCAUCGCCGUACUGGUCGUCGCUGGCUCCCUCGUCCGCUGGACAACCAACCACCGUCAAAUCCCCCUCCCUCCCAGCCCACCCGGUAGCCACUGGCUGAAUGGACAUACCUUCCCUCGCCGCAAAUCCAACGAACUCAACCCUUUCCUCCAAGUCGAGCGCUGGAUACAAGAGUACGGACCCAUUAUCACUGUCAAACAGGGCCUCCAGACCGUCGUCAUCAUUGGGCGGUACCAUGCUGCCGUCGACAUCCUGGAGAAGCAGGGAGGGCUAUCUACGGAUCGGCCAAGGUCCGUCGCAGUCGGGGAGAUUCUUUCAGGCGACCAUCGACUAGUGCUCGCGUCUGGGGAUAGGUUCAGGAGGAUGCGCAAAGCUAUGCACUCACACCUACAACCAAAGGCAGCAGAGAGCUACCAGCCGAUUCAGAUGACACACGCCCGGGACGUGAUUCUGAAGAUCCUCGACAAACCUGAGGACUUCCAGUCGCAUGCCUCAGCGUUCGCAGCCUCAGUAGUCUUGCAAGUCGCAUACGGCAAAACGUCACCAACCCUCGCGAAUGACCCGGAGGUCCAAGCUGUGCACCGCGCUCUGGAACGUAUACGCGUUGCGCUUCGGCCGAACGCCUACCUCGUCGAGUCAUUCCCAUUCUUGCGAUAUCUUCCUCUGUAUGCUCCAGAGCUGAAGCAAGGGUACAGGGAAGACUCUGAGUUAUACAUGCGACAACUCGGAGCUGUACGCACGCAGAUGAACAACGACGAAGGCGGCCCGUCUUUCAGCAGAUAUCUUCUCAAGAAUGAAAGUAACCACAUGUUGAACGAGCUGGAGAUGGCGUACUUGGCUGGGUCUUUCUUCACCGCAGGAUCCGACCCGACGGCACUAGGUAUCUGCACCGUACUCAUGUGUGCAGCGCUUCACCCCGAAGCGCAGGCUAUAGUGCAAAACGAGAUUGAUGCCAUCAUUAGAAGGGAUAAAGCACCCACCUUCGCCGAUGAGAACGCUCUCCCUCAGCUGAAGGCAUUCAUUUCAGAGGCUUUGCGUUGGCGACCUAUCGUGGGGAUGGGCUUCCAGCACAGGACAUCCGAGGAUGUGGUUUGGGGUAACUAUUGCAUCCCUGCUGGAACGACUGUGAUGGGAAACCACUGGGCAAUCUCCCGUGAUCCCGAAGUCUUCCCCGACGGCGACCACUUCAACCCAAAACGUUGGAAAACUUCCAAGGGUGAGAUGCGAGACGACAUCAGGUUCUUCACUUUCGGCUUCGGAAGACGGGUAUGCCCUGGCCAACACGUAGCAAACCGCUCAGUAUUCAUCAAUACGUUACUUAUUCUCUGGGCCUUCCGGCUUUCAAUGCGGUCGUCGCAACCUGUGGAUGAUACGGCCUACAUGCAGGGUGUCACUCCGAAGAAGCAGAUGUUUGAUAUCGGCUUCGAGCCAAGGAUAGAGGAAAGGGAUUUGAGAACGAUGAUGGAUGAGUAUGGCGGCAUGGAGUGA
This is a messenger RNA of Coniophora puteana RWD-64-598 SS2, 1557 nucleotides long. RefSeq names its product cytochrome P450. Gene Ontology annotation, molecular function: oxidoreductase activity, acting on paired donors, with incorporation or reduction of molecular oxygen; monooxygenase activity; heme binding. The record is from RefSeq and is a predicted model, not a curated record. Lineage: Eukaryota; Fungi; Basidiomycota; Agaricomycetes; Boletales; Coniophoraceae. The coding region runs from base 1 to 1557 and encodes 518 amino acids. The transcript has 10 exons.